Messenger RNA from Patella vulgata (common limpet), 2502 nucleotides. RefSeq names its product NXPE family member 3-like. NCBI's taxonomy places the organism in Eukaryota, Metazoa, Mollusca, Gastropoda, Patellidae. The record is from RefSeq and is a predicted model, not a curated record. Bases 61 to 1992 code for a protein of 643 amino acids. The transcript has 5 exons.
UGUCAUCAUUCCCAGUUUUACUUAUAAUAAAUGUAUGUAUGAGUGGAUUACAGUCAAAAAAUGGUUUUUUCUAGAUGUCUAUUUAAAGUGCUUGGCUUCUUUUUUAUCAUAACCUUUGUAGUGCAGAUGAUGAUAAAAUGGAGGAUUACAGACAGGAGAAUUCCAAAACCAAAACCAUUAAAGAACAAACAGAUUUCUAGGUCACCUGUUCAAACAAAUGGUACGCAGAUUCCGAUGUCGCCACUUCCGGGAAAUCAAGAGACGAUUUCGACGCCAUCCGGCCUAAGUAAAGAUGAAGAAAUAAUGAUGGCGUCUCACUAUUUUAAAUAUCGCCCUACCAACCAAAGAAAACUGUAUAGUCUAACAUAUGACUGUCCUGGUUGCAAGAACCCGUGUAGGACUUUUAGUACGUCACAAGCAAUGGACUGCGAAGGCCGCGCUUGUUUAAUUGAUUGCAGCAGCCCCAUCUAUAACCACACGGUGCCAUCCGAUAACACUUACUUAAUUAAAACCCAAUUAUUAGAUGCCGAAAAAUUAACUCUUCAUGAUGAGCAAAUCACGAUUAAAACCAGAUUACCAGACAUUUCAAAACUUAAACUUGAACUUCUAAAUGUUGAUGGAGGCUUAAGUGUCGGAGAAAUGAUAAAACUGAAGUUGGUUAUUCACGAUGGCUCUGGUAAGGUUUUAAAAAGGGGCGGAGAUGAUGUUCGUGUCUCGAUUGUCCAGAACAAGAUGCGAAUAGCAGGACGCUUUACGGAUUACAACAAUGGAACGUAUUUAGUAACUGUCCCUGCUUUAUGGAAUGGUACUAGUACGAUUUUUGUUGUGAUACCGUAUUAUCGAGAAGAGACGUCCACUUUAUUCAGAUGGUUCAGAACUUUCAACUCAAUAUUUUACCAUUAUGGCGAUUUCUCUAACGGUAAACUUCGACAAAGUACGUUAUGUAUGGCAGGGCCCAAUAUAACCGGUUAUGGCAAAGUAUGUCAUUUUUCUGCUGCUCAUAACGGUGGACAACCCUGGUUUUGUGGUCAUCCGAAGUCUAAACAUCUUGGCUGUAAAGAUUUCUCUGGAACUGGGGACUACAGAUUUACUGACAUUGGAGCAACUCAUGCCGAAAUGAAGUUAUUUCGAAGAAAAUGUACUAAUAUUGGUCGUACUAGAGAGGUGAAAGUCAAUGUUAAAGGAAAAGAAAUCAUAAAAACUACACUCACACUGUGUAAAGACAUAGAACCUGUCAAGACAUGGGAUUUAUCAAGUCCGACUGGUUAUUUUAAUACAGAAUCGAAUUAUGUAUCGACUCAGUGCAAGAUGCGGGCCUUAACGACUGAUCAGACAAGAACAUGUAUAAAAAAUACAAUUAUCUAUCUCAGUGGGGAUUCAACAACUCUUCAGUGGUAUAAAGCCUUGCGACAAUUUUCGAACUGUAAACAGAUCAACGCAUCUUUUGUCACCGGAAAAUGGUACGAAAAGGUUACAUGUGUCGUGAAGGGAUGGAAUUUUACCUUAAAAUGGGUACCGCAUGCCAUGCCCUUUAGCUUCUUUGACGUUAAUAAAUCGGAAAUAAAUGAAACUUCCGAUCGUUCCUUAACAGAUGUGUUGAAUGGUAUCCCGGACAAGGGACGCUAUAUAUUUAUACUGCAUAUUUUCGCCCAUUACACUAGAGUACGUUAUCAUAUUUUUCGAGACAAAGUUCGAGCCAUGUUGCCUGCUUUAAGAGAAGCUUUAAAAAGAAACAAAGAGCUUCAAGUGGUUGUCAAAUCACCCCAUAUUUAUUAUUGUGAAAAGUGGGUACCGUGUGUGAAUGAUUUCAUGGGUCGUCAUCUGAUUACCAUAUUGCAUCAGGAGAUGAAGGAGUUUAUACAUCAAAUCAAGUAUUUGGACUAUUGGGAUAUGUCUGUGUCUACAGCGAAUGCUAAUUUGCACGCAGGCGGUGAUUUUAUUUGGAAGAUGAUACAAUUAAUGAUCGACCACACUUGUAAAAUCCAAUUUUGACACGCAAGUCGCAUUAAAAACUUGGGGAGAUGUUUAUAAUUCCAAAUACAUAUUUUUAUUUAUUACAUAUAUAUUUAUAUUCCACAUAUAUCUACAUUUCACAUAUAUCUACAUUUCACAUAUAUCUAUAUUUCACAUAUAUCUAUAUGGAAUAGCAAAAUCGUGGUAGGUCCAUAUAUUUUAUUACUUGGGUAAACCUAUCACGAGCGUAGGAACCAUUUUAUUAUUGGAGGGUCAUUAAUAAAUUGUAUUAACAUAGUUUUUCAAACUCAUGAACCGCCACGGGCGGAGGGCCAAGAUAUUAUUAAUAUGCCUAAUAGAGAUAAACAUGUAGUGGUGAAUGAGAAUUUAGUUUGUUGUUUGCGGUUUAAAGUCCACUACUACCGCGCAGGUCCCGUGAAAUGGGGGUAAGGGGGCUGCUCUGACAAUUUUCCAGGGGCCUGGAGGUAUGCCAAAUAAUGUUUCUGUUUAAAAAAUUACUGGUAAAUUAAUAAAAAAAAUACACGGUUA